Messenger RNA from Polyodon spathula (Mississippi paddlefish), 1988 nucleotides. Its product is annotated as cell cycle control protein 50A-like. NCBI's taxonomy places the organism in Eukaryota, Metazoa, Chordata, Actinopteri, Acipenseriformes, Polyodontidae. Gene Ontology annotation, biological process: phospholipid translocation. Gene Ontology annotation, cellular component: plasma membrane; endoplasmic reticulum; Golgi apparatus. The record is from RefSeq and is a predicted model, not a curated record. Bases 167 to 1225 code for a protein of 352 amino acids. The transcript is spliced from 7 exons.
GGAUACAAAAGCAAUUGUAGUUAAUAAAUAACAUUCUGCCUGUCCAAGGGAUUGCAGUGUUAGAAUACGUGAUACAAACGCAAAUAACCCUUUGUUACAGGCUAACUUUAUCUUAAAUACAUGUUUUCCUUUGUUUUUGUUUUUUAAUUUAGUAAGUGGCAGUAAGAUGUCAAACAGAAAGGGCCCUCCUGGGUCUCAGCCUUUUAUGAGGCGUCCAGACAACACAGCUUUUAAACAGCAGAGGCUUCCAGCCUGGUCUCCCACCCUCAAAGCGGAGACUGUUCUGCCCUUCUUCUUCCUGUGUGGGGUGGCCUGCAUUAUGAUCGGGGUCUUGCUUAUUAUAACAGCUGCUGGAGUCCAAGAAAUUAAAGUGGAUUACACAGAAGAAAGAGAUUGUGCUGAUUGUUAUUCUCUCCGCCUAGACAGAGCAAACUCGAUAAUUGAUUGUGCGUGCACUGUAUCCUUCUCGCUGUCAGAAGCAUUCAAGGGUGAUGUGUUCAUGUACUACGGAUUAACAAACUUCCACCAGAAUCAACGGCAUUACAUGGUUUCCCGGGACAAUGCACAACUGGUGGGGAGACAGUAUAACUUGAAGAAUCCAAGUAUCAGCUGUUUUCCAUUUCACAAAUAUAAGAAUGAAACUCCUACCGCACCCUGUGGGGCUAUUGCCAACAGCAUAUUCAAUGAUACUCUUCAGCUUUUCUACCACUCUGAUAAAAACACUGAAACACCAGUUCCAUUGCUGAAGACUGAUAUUACAUGGUUCACUGACAGAACCGUGAAAUUUCAAAACCCAUCACCCAAGGACAAUCUUACUGCUGCUUUUGAAGGAACGGCCCGCCCCUUUUACUGGAGGAAGCCUGUGUACCAGCUCAGUGUGGAGGAGAACAACAACGGAUUUGUGAACGAAGACCUCAUUGUGUGGAUGAGGCAGGCGGCCUUUCCUUCGUUUAAGAAGCUUUACAGGCGGCUGAAUCGCACACAGGAGUUCAACGAUGGCCUUCCAGCUGGGAACUACAGUGUUAAAAUUUCCUACAAUUACCCUGUGGGCAAGUUCAAAGGCCGAAAGUCUGUGAUUCUCUCCACUGUGUCCUGGCUGGGAGGCCGGAACAACUUCCUGGGCAUAGCCUACUCUGCAUCCGGCGCGAUCAUCCUGAUAGUGGCCAUCAUCCUAACAGUGGUUCACCUGAAAUUUCGGGAAAAGUCUCUGGAUCUAGAGGAAUAAACCCUACUUUCCAGCAGCAGCCUGCUUAGACGUUUUUGUGUUUGUUCGUAAUACAGUUAGUAAAGAUCCACCAAACCACAUGGGAAUGAAAUAACAUGUAUUACAGAGGUACAGUAUGAAGUGAGGGGUAAAGUGGAUGACGACCUACCUAAUGUGAUUACGUAAAGAGGUCCGAAAUGAGACUGUGACUAUUUAAAACCAGUAACAAAAUGAUCUAUAGGACUUUCAUACUUUUUUCUUUUGGAAUUGUCAUGUAAGAUUGUGUCUGUUUGGUCCAGUAGAGUGAUAUAGAAAUGUUUGUAUUUUUAGUUUCUGAUAAAGUGUUUUGAAGUGUGGAUUAAACUGUUUUGUCCAUUCUCCCAUAAACCACCCUAACACGGCCACCAAACAUUAACAAAAAAAGAAAAAUAGUUUCAGUACUUUUUAAUUUUUUUUUAAAUGUUAUAUUUUAAGAAAGACACGCCUGUUGUGACUUUAAAAAAAAAGACAUGAUCCCAUUUCUUCAGCACACUAUAAAUUAUUGUUUCUUCUGCUCCAGCACACAGACGUGGUUAUAAGGGGCUGAAACACAGCCAUCAAACCAUUUGCCCAUAUACCUUGUAACAUGGGAUUAGCAAAAGAUUUUAGGGUGGCACUCAACAAAAAAAUUAUUUUAUUUAUUUUUUAACUAAGAGAAGUUGAUUGUUUUGGAGCCUUAAAAUUGUCAUGCAAGAAUAAAAUUCUCUGUAAUUAUCGUUAAAACUAAAAUUCAAGUUAGUUUUUG